AUGGCUCCCCCGCGGCAGCGCACGACUGCCAUUCAGGAUGACUCUCGCUCUGAAGGCUCCAGUACGACUCGAGAGCACAAGACGACGACGGCGAAAGGCCGCAAAGGCAAUACCUCGUUAGCAGCGACCUCCGUUUCGGUGCGCGAGACUAAGACCACUGUGAAUGUCACCAGCGCCCCCGCUAAUGGUGACCAACACGACAGUCAGCCCAAAAUGCAUUGGCCCGAGAUGCCCCUCGAGAUCCUUCAUUCCUACCGGCAUGCUUACAAACUCUCCUCCCCGAGCGCUUUCAACAGCGAAUACUCCCGCCUUCUACUUUCCAAAGGCAUUGGCCUCCGAUCGCCGACAUCUAUUGCUGCCCAGCGUGCCCAUUCGUCUAAUUCCGACAAGGAUCCGAAAACGAACGGGUCCCACGGUACCAAGAAGACUCUGCAGCCCGGCACCGACGGCCCCAAUGGCACCUCCGCGAAACCGUUGACUGGUCACCGACUCGAUAGAAAGAACGCGUUGAACCAGAUCUGCAGUCAGGAUCGCGUGAGCAAGAAUCAGCUUGCGGUGACUGUUCGCAAACAUUUCAACAGUGCCGGGCUAGCGGAGCAAGAGGCAAUCGCUCGGUUCUUGUACAAAGUCCGCGAGGAGGGCCGAGGUCGACAUUUCCGUCUGAGGUUUCAGCCUUGA
Molecule: messenger RNA, 678 nt
Organism: Aspergillus melleus
Lineage: Eukaryota; Fungi; Ascomycota; Eurotiomycetes; Eurotiales; Aspergillaceae
Product: histone deacetylase complex subunit SAP30 Sin3-binding domain-containing protein
Exons: 2
Coding region: 1-678 (225 amino acids)
Biological process (GO): regulation of DNA-templated transcription
Cellular component (GO): histone deacetylase complex
Molecular function (GO): protein binding; transcription coregulator activity
Source: RefSeq, a predicted model, not a curated record